CUAAGCGCCCCAACUCAGCGACCGCCAGCCCGCGGACGGAUGAUAGUCGAUGUUCUUGCGGACGGGCGGGUCAUGCAGCUGUCGGUGCUGCUGGUAGGGGUGGUGGGGAGGGAGGGGCGGGUUGAUGGUGACCUCGAAGCCGUCCUCAUCCUUGACGGCCCGCAGUGUGUCGACGGCCCACAGUGUGUCGCCGUGGUGGAACAGCUGGAAGGUCACGCUGUUGCCGAAGUCGAUGUGGGGGCCGACCAUCUUGAGCUGAGCCAACACACGGGGAGCGGCCAAAUACGCCUGCACACACAACACAUCAACACAUUGACGACACACCGAUUGAGAGCCAUCCUUUUUCCCUGCCUCCCUCCCUCGGUGGGCUUACCGUCUUGUUUGGGUAUUGGUGCAGAUCGCCCGCAGUGAGCCUCACAGGCAGCUGGCAGUUGCCGCACUGCCCCGCCAGCUCAACCGCCUCGCUCAUCUCACUCCAGCCGCCCGCCUCCGUCACACACAGCGCCGCCAGCAGGUCACCCACAUCCAUCUGCUGGUUGUCGAAGGUCAGCAGCUGCUGUCCGUUGCACGUCCGCCGCAGCCCCGCCUGUAUGCUGAGCUGAUCGUCUGUUGUCCAUUGGGUGAGCAGAUGCCGCAGCUGAGGCGCUUCGAAGAGGCCUCUGGCCCAUUUGCAGGUCUUCCUUAGAUGCAGCACAUCCCGCAGCGGAAAAUCGCUGCCGCGGUGGGCGCAGACGUACCACAAGGGGUGCUGCUGCUGCUGCUGGGUGUGCUGCAUGGGGGCUGCCGACAGUGAGCUGCCGCCCCCCUGUUGCUGCUGUGCCCCUGCCGCAGCACCACCCGCACCAAUCGAGCCACCUGAAGGCACCACACAGCACAGGACGGUCAUCACGAUAUGCAGUCCACCAACAGCAGCCGAUGCUUUCCGCACCUCCGCUGUGCCCACCACCAGCAGCAGCAAGGCUGAGGUCUACGCGUCUACCCUUCUUGGCGCCGCCGUCAUCAGCAGGCACCUGACCAGCAAAUGACCCAGAUACAUGAGCUCCUGUGGGUGUGGGUGUGGAUUUGUGCGUACCGCUCUGCCCUGCUGUGCAUUGUUGUCGGUCUCGUUCGGUCCCACAGCACCGCCCGCCCCCCACUGGUGAGCUUCGCUGUCAGCAGCCAUGCGCUGAGACGGACACACACAAGAAAGGGAGUGACCGGCCUGUGUGUGCCACUCAGUCACUGGUCAUUCCAUCCAUUCUCACAUGUGUGUUGCAGUCAGUGGUGAUCUGCGCCAGCUGCCUGCCGAGGGCCGAGUGGGUAUCGCUGAGAGUCUCCAGAACGGUCGACAGGCUGCCGUCCACCAUCUCAGCAUCCUGCAACAAAGGCAGAAAGACGGGCUGACCAGUGAGUGAGUGCAGCAGCUCGGCCGUGCGGUCUCUGACGACCUGUUCGUUGUCGGUGUGUGUGGCUAUCAUCUGCUCGGCCAGAUCAACACCAGACAGAAACUUAGAGGCUUCCUGAAAGCCAAAAGCAGCGCAGCAAUGUCGGUGUGGAGCCCUCCCCUUCUCCCUCCCCACCUCACCGAGCGCAACUCGCGGAUCUUCUGCAGAAGGUCACCACCGCUACUACCGCCACUCCCACCUGUGUGUCACAUUCCCGCCAGGCAAUGAACGACACACAAACGGGUCGCCCACGUCCAUCAGUCAAUUGUGUGGUUACACUGCAUGUGCUGUCCAUCCAUUCACCGCUCACCUCUGGCGGACGGCGCCGGGCCGUCACCGUCAUUGUCUGUGUCCAUCGGGAGAACACGCUCACCCAUCUGCACCCACCGAAGAGCCAACAACACACACAAGGAAAUGCGGUGAGCGCACCAACAAACCCUCUGUGAUGAUGGUCCGUGUGUAUCUUGUGCUCUGAGUUCGCAGGGCAGCUUACUGCUUGAAUUUCGGCGGCAGCCUCCCAGCUGGCACCGACGAGUCAUCAAUGGGCUGGCUGGCCCGCCACAACUGCAAAACCUCUCACUCACGCCGUCAUCAAAUCUGACACGGAGGCCACACACACGGGUGUUCAUGAAGGGCCGGGAGGGCAUGUGCUGUUUGUUUGUUGUUGUUUCCUCGCCUGAUGUGCCUGCCUGCCCUUCUGACUGCACCCACCCAGUGCUUUGUCACUGAGUGUUCUAUUGCUGGCCGCUGAUGGACUUCAGUGCAUAUGCCUACCGAUGACAAUAUAUGGCAGGAGGAUGCUGUGAGGGAGGCAUCACAGACUCAUAGCUAAUGGGAGCAACAUCUCAAAGGGUUUGUGGGGUUGCAGGGUAUGAAACCCAGACAACCAUGGCUACACACAUGCGCCAGACAUCGCCUCUCGGUCUCUGUUGUCUGUCCUCUCGUCCAAUCAUCAUGAGACACACAAACACAAACACAAACACAAACACAAACACAAACACAAACACGCAGAGAGAGAGAGAGGCAUCAGCUGCAUCAACUCACCCAGAAGAAAGCAAAACCCAAUUAAACCCUCGAUGUAUUGCCGAUCCAGCCAUUUAUGUCAUGCAGAGAGAGAGAGGGGGGCCAUGGCCAUGGCCAUGGGUGCAUGGCAUGGCAUGGCAUGGCAUGGAUGUGCGUAUGUACACCGUAUGAGUGUGUGUGUACAGACAUACAAAUAAGCAUACAAGACAUACAGAAAUCGACAGACUGACAGACAGGGCAGCAGAG
Molecule: messenger RNA, 2693 nt
Organism: Vitrella brassicaformis
Lineage: Eukaryota; Vitrellaceae
Source: the annotation of a GenBank genome assembly